GGAAGAUGAAGCUGGUGAAGUUGCUGCUACAGAACGACCGCAUUAGAGCGCUGGCGCUGAAGUUUUACGAGCCGGACUGCUUGGAAGACGAAUUGCUGCAAUGUGCAGAAACGAUUACUCUCGCACUAUACAAAGACAAAGAACAGUCUUCUUCUCUCAGGAAUUUCAGAUAAAAUUUGUUUUCUACAAACUUAACAAAGGCAAAAAAGGAAACGUCCCUAGAAUGUCUCCCACCAACAUCUCCUGCCUUGCUUCAGCACUGCAAACGAGUGUACUAUCAAAUCCAGGUGUGGCUUCAGCAUAGAUUGGAUCCCUGCUUGUGGGGAUGGACAAGACAGGGUAAUAUUCUCAUUCCGAACAUGUCUGAAGCAGAUCCCGCACCAAAAGAAGUGUUACAAGAGGUUUCCUGUGGAUGCCAAGGGCCCUGCAAAUCGAAGCGAUGUAACUGUCGUAAAGCCGGACUAAAGAAGAAGAAAGAGAUGGACUGGCUACAGAACACCAUGACAGCGAAACUCCGACGACUACUAAUGCAUGUGAGGAGGAAAGUGGACAAACUACCGUAGAACCCGAUAAUGAUGACUAAACAGAAGAUGAUGAGACCUCAUCAAGCGGCCAAGAUGCAAUGACCGAUGAAGAGGAAAUUAACGAAGGUGACG
This is a messenger RNA of Acanthoscelides obtectus, 656 nucleotides long. Lineage: Eukaryota; Metazoa; Arthropoda; Insecta; Coleoptera; Chrysomelidae. The record is from the annotation of a GenBank genome assembly.